Messenger RNA from Telopea speciosissima, 801 nucleotides. RefSeq names its product 60S ribosomal protein L17-like. Gene Ontology annotation, cellular component: ribosome; cytosolic large ribosomal subunit. Gene Ontology annotation, molecular function: structural constituent of ribosome. The coding region runs from base 1 to 681 and encodes 226 amino acids. Gene Ontology annotation, biological process: cytoplasmic translation. The record is from RefSeq and is a predicted model, not a curated record. The transcript is spliced from 4 exons. NCBI's taxonomy places the organism in Eukaryota, Viridiplantae, Streptophyta, Magnoliopsida, Proteales, Proteaceae.
AUGGAAUUCAGGCUCCAACAAACCGCUUACAAAAGGGUCACCAUAGGAGUUGGAGAUUCGGAGAUUGCUUCAAGGGAUGCAGCGAGUCAAAUAGCAAGGAUGGACAGCUCUGACUAUCUGGAUGGAUUGCAAAGAUCAUAUCUUUGUAGCUCUUCACACAUUGGGUGUAAGUCGGUGCGCGACGACGACAAACUUGAACUAUAUGAUGCUUGUCUGGUGGAAGACUCGAUAUUGAAUGCCAUUGUCAAUCUACAGAUCUUCUGCAAUUAUAAAUUAAAAAAAUAUGGGGUUAUUUUAAGAUUUUGUCGCGGUGUUGGUCGAACAGCUCAGGCCAAGAACUGUCAUUCAAAUGGGCAAGGACGCUGGCCUGUGAAAUUAGUGAAGUUCAUUCUAGAUUUGCUUAAGAAUGCUGAGAGCAACGCAGAUGUGAAAGGUUUGGAUGUGGAUUCUCUUUACAUAUCCCAUGUCCAGGUGAACCAAGCGCAGAAGCAGAGGAGACUCACAUACCAUGCUCAUGGGAGGAUCAACCCUUAUAGGAGGAUCAACCCUUAUAUGUCAUCUCCAUGUCACAUUGAGCUGACCUUAUCUGAGAAAGAGGAGCCAGUGAAGAACUCUGAGACUCAGCUGGCCCCCAUAACACCCAAGAAGGCUCAUGCUUUGCGAAGUGGUGCAUCUUCUUGAAUGGGUAUUUGAGAUGAUGAGCAAUUUUUGUCUCUUGCCAUUUAAAGUCUUUUCCUCUUUAUAGACUAUGACGUUGCUUGUCAUCUGGUGUCUUGUUAUUCAUAGAUGCCAGGACAUGUU